This is a messenger RNA of Corylus avellana, 1329 nucleotides long. The record is from RefSeq and is a predicted model, not a curated record. NCBI's taxonomy places the organism in Eukaryota, Viridiplantae, Streptophyta, Magnoliopsida, Fagales, Betulaceae.
AUGACUGAGAUUUUGAGUUUAUAUGAGGCAGCAUCUGGGCAGAAAUUGAACAAAGAGAAGACCUCAAUUUUUUUCAGUCGAAACACCUCAAAUGAGGCCAAAAAAGAGAUAAUUGAAGAGGCGGGGAUUCCAGCCAACCAAAGCAUUUUUGGAGCUCGGGAUCUGCUCCAUGAAGGUUUGAUUUGGGGAAUCGGCAAUGGGCACCGCGUUAGAAUUUGGGGGGAUAGGUGGAUUCUGAACCUAAUUACAUACACGAUCCAAUCUCCACCUAAGAAACUUGAUCCUAGUGCUACGGUAAGGGAACUGAUUGACCCAAGCACUGGCUGGUGGAAGCAAAGCUUGCUUCGGGAAUUCUUUACACAAGAAGAGCUGUUGGCCAUUAACUCUAUACCAAUCAGUGCAAUCACACAACAAGACACUCAAAUAUGGAGGUGCACCAAUACAGGGAGUUUCACUGUCAAGAGCGCCUACCAUUUAGCCAAGGAGUUGGACACAAACAGACAACCAGAGAGCUCAAGAAAGGUGAGGGACAAUGUUUUAUGGAGAAUAUUGUGGAAGCUUCCCCUGACAAAUGGAGAAAAAAAUUUCAUGUGGCGGGCAAGCCACAAUCUUCUUCCAACAAGAGAUAAUCUCCUUAGGCGAAAGGUAGUUCCAGACCCCAUGUGCCCUAUCUGUAAUAAUGAAGCCGAGACAGUAUACCAUAUCAUGUGGGAUUGCCCUUUUGUGAGAGAUGUGUGGGGGGCGAGUCAUAGGUUUCUGCAGAAAUUUUCUGAUGAUGGUCCAGAUUUGUUACAUGUGGCUAAGGAGAUUUUGAGAAAAUAUGGGCAGGAUCUUCUCUCCACUUUCAUACGGAUUGCAAGGAAGAUUUGGCUUAGACGGAACAGUGCUGUCCAUGGCGACGAAUUUACCUAUCCAAACAAAAUUAUUUUGGAAGUGGAAAACCUUACAGGGGAGUUUACACGCCCAGUGUCGAACAGGGAUGGGGAUGUUAGUAAGGACCAUACUAGAACGGUUAUAGCAGCCAAGUGUCUCACCCGUAUAGGCAAUCUAGACCCGACGGCUGCGGAAGCUUUGGCAUCUCUUUAUGCAGUACGAUGGUGCCAAGAAUUAGGGAGACGAGCUAUUAUCUUAGAAGGGGACGCGAAGCAGGUAGUGGAAGCGAUAAACUCCGAUGUCAACAAUGGAAGCAGAUUUGGACACAUUGUAGAGGAUAUUCGCCAAACUCUAAAAACGUUCCCAAGGUGGCGAUGUGCUUUUGCAAACCGGAAUGCGAAUGCUGCUGCUCAUGGAUUAGCUAAGGGGGCAACAAAACUUGUCAUGGAUGGGUAA